UUUGUAUAUGUUCUUCAAUCUUUCAAAUACUUAUAAGGACAUAGUUAAUUAAUGUUUGUUCAAAACUGAGCAUUUCACUGGAAUUCUUUGUUGAUGUAUUAAAUUAGUUUCCUCUGAUCUGAACUUUGGAUCUGAAGUUAAGGAAAAGGUCGCCGCUAAAACUCACUACGUGUUUUUCAAAUAAACCACUAAUUAAAGUGUUUAUUUUAUCACUAACAACAUGGGAGAUUCUGGUGAUGCACAAACUUCAACUGGUGAGCCUAGACCUUCUAGGGGCUUGAAUUUCGAAGCACUCAAAUUACAUGUCCUAACUCAUAAAAUAGAUUGUGGCCUAUGGGCUAUCAGAAUAUUGGCUAUUUUGUUUGCCAUAGGAUAUUUUAUUCCUAUUUUUGGGAAUGCCCAAAGUGCUUACUACAAAGUUCUCAUUGCAAAUGCAGCUAUUAGUGCAUUGCGUUUGCAUCAAAGAUUGGGAAGAGUGACUUUUACCAGAGAAUUCCUUGCACAACUGCUGACUGAAGAUAGUUGCCACUAUCUUUUCUAUUCCUUGAUUUUCCUUUAUGUUGCUCCACUCAGUUCGCUAUUCAUACGAUCCGACCCCUUUAGGGGCAGAGCUAGCCAGCUGACGCCGUUCUACUACCAAUUCCUGACGCAGCGCUACGCGUCCCGGCGCAACCCCUACACGCCCAACAUGUUCUGCGAGCUGCACAUCCUGUUGGAGAGCACCAUGGGCAGAGCCAGCCUGCUGACGCCGUUCAUCUACUACCAGUUCCUGACGCAGCGCUACGUGUCCCGGCGCAACCCCUACACGCCCAACAUGUUCCGCGAGCUGCACAUCCUGUUCGAGAGCACCAUGGGCAGAGCUAGCCAGCUGACGCCGUUCAUCUACUACCAAUUCCUGACGCAGCGCUACGCGUCCCGGCGCAACCCCUACACGCCCAACAUGUUCUGCGAGCUGCACAUCCUGUUCGAGAGCACCAUGGGCAGAGCCAGCCUGCUGACGCCGUUCAUCUACUACCAGUUCCUGACGCAGCGCUACGCGUCCCGGCGCAACCCCUACACGCGCAACAUGUUCCGCGAACUGCGCAUCCUCUGCGAGAACACGGCCGCCAAGCCGAGCGUGCCCGCCGUGGUCAAGAGGGCGUUGUUGGCUGGUGUGGCGUUCACGUGCCGUUUGGCGCCUGCGCAAGUGGUGCCGGGUCAGCAGCAGUAAACAUAAACACGGGAGGGGGGGAAGUUGGAUGUGUUUUAGGAAGGGAGGUUCUUGUAACUUUGGUGUAUUCUUGGAUUGUUUAUAAAGAAACGGUUGAAGUUACCGUAUAGUGUCGCGAAGCAAUCAAAACCACACCAAUUCGGAUUAUCAGAUUGGUCGGAUGAAACAACGAACCUUUGAAAAAAUAACAAAAAUUAAAAACCAAUCGGUCGCAAUUACCCAGCAAGAAGAUAUGUAACAAUUAAAGAGUAUGAAUACUUAUGUAUCCUUUUACUUUUGUCUCCUUUUCUCAUUGUUUCUGCAGAAAGAGUAUCCGAAGAUAUAUGUUUACAGAAAUUUGCAAAAUAUAAUUCCAAUUUUCAGGGCAUACUAUGUUAUUUAAAUUGCGACCACUGAAUUCAGCUUCCUUCAAUUCGGUUGAGUGCAAAAUUUCAUUGGAAAAUUUCAAUUGGCAACACCAUUACCAUUUUUAAUGAAUAUUUCAGACAAUUCUGACAGAUUUCAUAAGGCUGCUCCGGGAGAUCAAU
Phaedon cochleariae (mustard beetle) is the source of this 1737-nucleotide messenger RNA. The record is from the annotation of a GenBank genome assembly. Lineage: Eukaryota; Metazoa; Arthropoda; Insecta; Coleoptera; Chrysomelidae.